Messenger RNA from Gorilla gorilla gorilla (western lowland gorilla), 4906 nucleotides. It is a transcript of the gene MIER1, whose product is annotated as MIER1 transcriptional regulator. Gene Ontology annotation, molecular function: histone deacetylase binding; transcription corepressor activity. The record is from RefSeq and is a predicted model, not a curated record. The coding region runs from base 802 to 2151 and encodes 449 amino acids. Gene Ontology annotation, biological process: negative regulation of transcription by RNA polymerase II. NCBI's taxonomy places the organism in Eukaryota, Metazoa, Chordata, Mammalia, Primates, Hominidae. Gene Ontology annotation, cellular component: nucleoplasm. The transcript is spliced from 11 exons.
AAAGGGAAGAUCUGAAAUUUUGAUUCUCUGAUUAGGAGAGAAGUUGUGUUAUAUAUUAAUGACUGAAAAAUUUUGUGUGAUCAUAGGUGGGAUAUUUAAAGUUUGAAAUGAAAGGCUUUUAAAAACAAUAACUUUUAUUAUGUGAAUAACAGAAUUCACAUAGUUACUUUGGUAAAACAUAGACUGUUAAAUGAUUCUGCUAUAAAAGGUCUGGUCAAAAAUGGACUAUAAAAGGACUCUACACGGCCUCUUAUAUAUCCUUUGUCCUUCCCCAGUUACCGUAUCUUUUACUUAUUCUCCUUCAGAGCCAAAAAUUCUUGAAAUAUCAUUUUCCAUUCACUACAUAAAGUGCUCUAGAUUAUCUCCACCUCUUCCUAUCAAGGUGACCAGUGAACUUUCCUUGUUACAUCCAUUGUUAUAUUCACUUUUCUCUCACUACCUUACUUUUUCUCAGCAGUAUUCAAUAUAGUUUAACACUCCCUUCUUUUACUUGAAUUCUGGAGUACACCACUGUCUGGUUUUCUUUAUCUUUUUGUUUCUAUUCAGUAUCUUUUGCAGACUCUUCUUCCCUUACUCAAGGUUUACAUGUUGGCAGUUUGUAGUUCUCAGUUUGGACCUUCUUUUUUUCUCUCCUGUCUCUGUCUGGAUCAGUGCUCCUCAAAAUGUAGUAUGAGGGUCAGUUGCAUCAGAAUCAACCAUGUACUUAUUUUAAAAAGCAGAUUUUUGGACCUCUCCCCCGGCAUACUGAAUCAGAAUCUCUGGAGGUGGGGUUCAGAUCCACAUCUUCAUUAAGAAGGCGACAUGCCAAUUCAUGAACUUCUCAGCCUUUAUGGUUAUGGUAGUACUGUUCGACUACCUGAAGAAGAUGAGGAAGAGGAAGAAGAGGAAGAAGAAGGUGAAGAUGAUGAAGAUGCUGAUAAUGAUGACAACAGUGGCUGUAGUGGGGAAAAUAAAGAGGAGAAUAUAAAGGAUUCAUCGGGUCAGGAGGAUGAAACUCAGUCUUCCAAUGAUGAUCCAUCACAAUCUGUUGCUUCUCAAGAUGCCCAGGAAAUAAUCCGCCCACGUCGAUGUAAAUAUUUUGAUACAAAUAGUGAAGUAGAAGAAGAAUCUGAAGAAGAUGAAGAUUAUAUUCCAUCAGAAGACUGGAAAAAGGAGAUUAUGGUGGGCUCCAUGUUUCAAGCAGAAAUUCCAGUUGGCAUUUGUAGAUACAAAGAAAAUGAAAAAGUAUAUGAAAAUGAUGAUCAGCUCCUGUGGGACCCUGAGUACUUACCAGAAGAUAAAGUGAUUAUAUUUCUUAAAGAUGCGUCUAGAAGAACAGGUGAUGAGAAGGGUGUAGAAGCAAUUCCUGAAGGAUCUCACAUAAAAGACAAUGAACAGGCUUUAUAUGAAUUGGUUAAAUGCAAUUUUGAUACAGAAGAAGCAUUGAGAAGAUUAAGAUUUAAUGUAAAAGCAGCUAGAGAGGAAUUAUCUGUUUGGACAGAGGAAGAGUGUAGAAAUUUUGAACAAGGGCUGAAGGCCUAUGGAAAGGAUUUUCAUUUGAUUCAGGCUAAUAAAGUCCGAACAAGGUCAGUUGGUGAAUGUGUAGCAUUCUAUUACAUGUGGAAAAAAUCUGAACGUUAUGAUUUCUUUGCUCAGCAAACACGAUUUGGAAAGAAGAAAUAUAAUCUUCAUCCUGGUGUAACGGAUUACAUGGAUCGUCUUCUAGACGAAAGUGAAAGUGCUGCAUCUAGUCGAGCACCGUCCCCUCCCCCAACUGCAUCAAAUAGUAGUAACAGCCAGUCUGAGAAAGAAGAUGGCGCUGUAAGCACUACUAAUCAAAAUGGAGUGUCAUCUAAUGGACCAGGUGAAAUAUUAAACAAAGAGGAAGUAAAAGUUGAAGGGUUACACAUUAAUGGACCAACAGGUGGAAAUAAGAAACCACUUCAUGCAGAUAUGGAUACUAAUGGUUAUGAAACAGAUAACCUUACCACUGACCCAAAACUUGCCCAUAUGACUGCAAGAAAUGAAAAUGAUUUUGAUGAAAAAAGUGAGAGACCUGCCAAAAGGCGAAGGGUAAACAGCAAUGGAAAAGAAAGUCCAGGUUCUUCUGAAUUUUUCCAAGAAGCAGUCUCACAUGGGAAAUUUGAAGAACUUGAAAACACAGAUGACUAAAUUUUAGACCUAUUUUACUUUCUUUGGAGUAAAUUCUGGUGUGACUAAAAUUUUCAGGGUUGAUGGGUUACCUUAAAAAGUUGAUUUCCUUGAAGCAGUUUGAAAAUUUGAAUUGAGUCUUAACUUUAGGAAAUGAGGUUUCAUAAUUCUGCCUUUUGCAGAUUUUUUUACUUUAAAGCUGUCAGACUCUUUUAAGGGUAUUUAAAAAAUUAGUAAAUUUGAAUGAACUGAAGAUAUAUCUCUACCUUCUCAUUUGAAUAUCUUUAGUUCAUUCAAAUUUACUAAUUUUGGUAAAUUUGAAUGAACUAAAGAUAUAUCUGUACCUUCUCAUUUGAUGUAUUAAUCAUAAAAUUUCACUACAAGGUAAUUUUUGCUUAGUUUGAUGGAUGAAUGGGAAACUCAAGUCCAAAUUUCUGCUUAAUACCAAUUUCUCUGAGUUUCUUGAAAUGUCUUUAAAACAGACAUUUUUCUCACCAGUUUGAGUAUCUUUAUUAAGGAAACCCUUACGAAUCCUGAAAAUUAUGCUAGCAUGAUUUUUUUAUAUAUAGAAGUUUAAAAAUAAACCAGGUCAGGUUUGUAUAUGUAAAAUUGUUGACAUCAAUGAUGUCUUUCCAUAUUCUUAUCUGGGCUUAAGAAAUACAUUCUGUAUUUUUCCAGAUUCUUUGUAGCCUUUGAAAGAUUUUUACAGUACAUAUGUCUUGACUGAGCUGUCCUUUCUUAAUACAAAAGCUUGUAUAAUUUUCUUAACUUGUACAGUCGGUAAACUUUUAUGAGAGGAAUUGUUAUUCUGAGUCUGUCAGCUUUCAUUUUAUUUUGCUAAGGUUUUUCUAAUGAAUUUUUAAGUGUUUGUGUAGUAAUUAAGUCAUAUUUCUUAUCCAGGUGGUUAAAGCAUUCAUACAGGAUUAUAAAUUUUUUUUUUUUUUUUUUCAGAUUUCUACUUAAGGGCAAGUAAUUUGAGAAUUCUGAAAUUAAGCAUGAUGCUUAGAUUGCAGUUUGUUUUGCAUUUGCUAUAAUUUUCAAAAUUAUUUUUGAAGCAAGACAAAAGUUUAAUGUCAGCUUAAGUGCUUAAAUAUAUCAUGCUGACCAGAAUCCUGUUAUUUUUAUAUGCAUCAUAAAAUUUCCCAUUUCUGCAUUAAAUAAACAGAGGAGGGGGUCAGGUGAUACUUAGAUAUUGGCACACACAAGGAACAACUGUUGGCAGGCAGUAUCGAUUUUAUGAAGAGAAAGUGAAGUUUGAAAACUUUUCAAACUUUUCUAGUUACAAUCCAAUUUUUCAGGUUUGAUAAUGCUUUUCCAAAGUGAAAAUAAGAUACACAAUAAUCAUUGCUCUGUGUGAUUACAGAUAGGAUUAUCCAUCUGCAUAGCCUUGUAAAAGUGCCAUUUUAUUUUUAGUGCUAAAUUCUUGUUAAAUAAUGUAGUUUUAUAUAGCUGAUAGACCAACCUAUAUCCAAACUUUUAUAAAAUAUUAAUUCUUGUUUUUCUCACACAGGCAUACUCCAAAUGCUUCUUCCAGUUCAUUUUUCAGCCAUCAGUUCAAGAGCCAAUGCCUUUUUAAAAUAAAGCUUCUGUGGUCUUGUUUUUAAUGGCUCAACUGUCUGAUGUAAUUGAGUGAAGGUUUGCACUGAGAAAUUAGCAUUCAGGCCUUACCCCCAUGAAGUAUUACUGUUAACAUAUGUUCAGACUGCUUCCCUUCACCAAUGUGAACAACUUUUUUUCCCAAACAGUGUUAAAAGCCACUUUGCAACACUUGACUUCAUCUUAAUGUACAUUCACUGUUGUUACAUACAUAUCUAAGUAAAUCAAAGUUUUGGGUGGAAGUGUUGAGAAGUAUGAGUUUUUUGUUGUUUUUGUUUUGUUUUACUUAAAACUUUUAAUUUAUCCAGAAUGGCAGUAGCUUUAGCAAGCAGAUGGUCACAAUCUGUUUUCUAAAUCAUUUUUUAUUAAAUGAAUCCAAAGUAUCCUAGCUCUUUGUCAAAGAUGGUCUGUAGAAAUGUUUUUAAAGAUUAGGGAUGCUGUACUUUUUGAAUUGUUGCAGUGUUGGAGAUGCCAUUUUCACCUUUUUAAAAAGAUGCAUUUUAUUUGCAGGUUUGUGAAGUUCUUGCAAACUCUUACUACAGAAACGUUUUAAAUAAAUUCUCAGGCAUGUUUGCAAAAAUAUGGCACAUGUAUACAUUUUAGGAAAUGUUACUUUUGUUAAUCUUUAAAAAAUACACCUAAUGAAAGACAUUCCACUAUUAUGCGUAAUGCUCAGCUUUUUGUAAAGAAAUAUUUAAUUGUAUUUUGUGUUUAUACAGGUAUUUCACACAAUAAUUUGUUCUUAAUGCAGCCACUAUAACUUGAUAAGUCAUUGCACUAUUUAAAAAGUUUUAGUAAUAUGAAUUUAAUUUGCUUCAGAUUUAGUACGUUUCAGAACUUUCGAACUUUUGACAAAUUGCAUUGGGAAAAGAAGUCUGUUAAUAGUGAUUUAGUCUCCCCGCCUCAUUCCCACCCCCAACAAAGCACUAUCAUUUUCAUUUGGAAUGGGUAUUUUCUGUUUCAUGAUGUAUUUUCAAAUAGAGUUCAGGAUCUGCAAUUCAGUUCAACACAAGUUUGUUGAGCUUUAAAAUGUAUUUGAAGUAAUAUUUAAAUAGGCAUUUAAAAUUUCAAAUUAGAUGUUAAAUUUAUGCAUAGUAAUUUUGCACUGUAAAAUAAUUCCCUUCUCCCAUUCCUUGUCUGCCAUUCUGAAUAUGCUUAUUAAAAUAUUUUUUUAAACAUA